Syngnathoides biaculeatus (alligator pipefish) is the source of this 2260-nucleotide messenger RNA. Its product is annotated as solute carrier organic anion transporter family member 2A1-like. Gene Ontology annotation, biological process: sodium-independent organic anion transport; prostaglandin transport; transmembrane transport. The coding region runs from base 15 to 1958 and encodes 647 amino acids. NCBI's taxonomy places the organism in Eukaryota, Metazoa, Chordata, Actinopteri, Syngnathiformes, Syngnathidae. The transcript is spliced from 14 exons. The record is from RefSeq and is a predicted model, not a curated record. Gene Ontology annotation, cellular component: membrane. Gene Ontology annotation, molecular function: protein binding; prostaglandin transmembrane transporter activity.
UACCGUGACGUCACAUGGAGGGAAGGGAAAAAAAAAAGAGACGCGCAUGCGCACUAGCAAGACGCGCACACAACACUGCUCACUUGACUUCAUUCCAGCAAAGACGUGAAGAGACUCACAAGGGGACAAUGAAGUUCCGCAGCAUUAAGGCGUUUGUGCUCUGCCACGGUUUGCUGCAGUUCUCCCAGCUGCUGUACAGCUCGUACUUCAAGAGCACCCUGAGCACCGUGGAGCGGCGCUACGGCCUCAGCAGCUACUCGGCGGGAACCCUGUCCUCCCUGCACGAGGUGAGCAACUGCGUGCUGAUCGUGUUCUUGAGCUACUUUGGGAAUCGCGUGCACCGCCCCCGCGUCAUCGGCGUCGGCGGGCUGCUGAUGUCCAUCAGCGCCAUGAUGCUCGCCCUGCCGCACUUCCUGUCACAGCCGUACGAGUACGACUCGGUUCUACUGAACCGUCAGGAAAUCUGCGACGCGCAGAGGAACUCCAGCGCCUCCGAGUGGUGCGGCCGCGACGACAGCAGGCGACUGGCGGACACGCGCACCCUGUGGACGCUGAUGGCCGCCGCCCAGCUGCUGUUCGGCGUCGGCUCGGUGCCAAUGCAGCCCUUCGGCAUCUCCUACAUCGACGACUUCGCGGCGCCGGGCAACUCCCCGCUCUACAUAGCCAUCUUGUUCGCCGUUUCCGUGUUCGGGCCCGCCUUCGGCUUCCUGUUGUGCUCCGUGAUGCUCCGCAUCUACGUGGACGUGGACAAACUCGACAUCAGUUGGGACCAAGCGCUGAGUCCGGGCGACCCUCGCUGGGUCGGCGCCUGGUGGAUGGGCCUCCUCCUCACGUCGGCGUGCCUGGCCCUCACAUCCCUGCCGUACUUCUUCUUCCCUCGCACUCUGCCGUCAGAGGGCCUGAUGAUUGGAAGGGAACCCUGUGUGGACUUCAAGAAACCUCGCGUCUCUUUGUCUGGCUUCUUAAAAAUGUUCCCCAGGAGGUUCUUUCACCUGCUGCUGAGUCCGCUCUUCCUGGUCCUGAUCCUGGCCCAAUGCUGCUUCUCCUCGGUGAUCGCCGGCCUCUCCACCUUCCUCAACAAGUUCCUGGAGCGCCAGUACAGCGCCUCGGCCGCCUAUAGCACCAUGCUGGUCGGAGCGGUGAAUCUUCCGGCCGUGGCGGUGGGCAUGCUGGUGGGCGGCGUCAUCAUGAAGCGGACGGGAAUGUCCCUGAAGAACAUCCCUCGCUUCUCCGUGCUCAUGCUGAGCGUCUCCACGCUGAUGUGCGCGCCGCUCUUCUUCAUGGGCUGCUCCACGCACAAGGUGGCGCAGGUCAAUCACUACCAGAUCGGACAGCGCGGGUCUCUGUCCCCGUGCUACGCCAACUGCUCUUGCCCUGCGGGCACCUUCAACCCGGUGUGCGGCUCCGACGGCGUCGAGUACAUCUCGCCGUGUCACGCCGGCUGCAUCAAUUUCACCAGAAGCCCAGACAACGGGCACGCCGUCCAGCUGUACACCAACUGCAGAUGCAUCCCGGGCAGCCAGAGCCACGCGCGGCCGUCGCCCUGCGCCAACCGCUGCCCCCACUUCCUGCUGCCCUUCAUCCUGGUGCUGUCGGCGGGGGCGCUCCUCGCCUGCCUCACCCACAACCCCAUGUACAUGAUGCUGCUCAGGAGCGUACCGUCGGAGGAGAAGUCCUUUGCUAUCGGGGUUCAGUUUCUCCUCUUGAGGCUUUUGGCGUGGCUUCCGGCUCCGGCGCUGUUCGGCGUGGCCAUCGACACGUCGUGCGUCUGGUGGAAGCGAGUGUGCGGCAAGAAGUUCAGCUGCGGCUACUACGACAACGACGUCUUCAGAAGCAGGUAUCUGGGCUUGCUGGUGGGCUACAAGGUGAUGGGCGUGGCGCUGCUGGCCAUCCUGGGCUGGAAAGUGCUCCGAACGCAAGAGUACAGCCUGGAGAAGCGGCCCAACGGCCUGCUAUAGAACCCGCCACCUCCCUUUUUUCCCAUUUUGAAGGUGGGAGCGCUCAAAAAGACCAAACAGUGAUAAUACCUCACAGCUUCCGCAGGACUUGUAUAAAUAACAUGUUCACGACUGCCCGUCAGGUAGGACCUUAUGCACAGCCCAGUCAUUGUAUAGCUUAAUAUUUAAGUGAUUUUUGUAUACUGUGUAACGGCACGCUGUUCCGUUUUGAUUUCUAUUUACUCGUUGUAUUCGUCACACAUUUUUCGGUGCUACGUACCGCACGUUAUGCCUGCUUUUUAAUAAAUCAUGCUGUAGAUGAC